Molecule: messenger RNA, 1616 nt
Organism: Cyprinodon variegatus (sheepshead minnow)
Lineage: Eukaryota; Metazoa; Chordata; Actinopteri; Cyprinodontiformes; Cyprinodontidae
Gene: get4
Product: golgi to ER traffic protein 4
Exons: 9
Coding region: 51-1022 (323 amino acids)
Biological process (GO): protein insertion into ER membrane
Cellular component (GO): BAT3 complex; cytosol
Molecular function (GO): protein binding
Source: RefSeq, a predicted model, not a curated record
GUUUGGUCUGUCUCCCAGCGCUGAGCUGUGCUGCUGCGGAGCUGGUGACCAUGGCUGAGCCGGAGUCUCUGAGGUGCUCCAGCGUCAGGAACCGUGGAGGCGUUCAGAGAGUCGAAGGGAAACUUCGAGCAAGCGUGGAAAAGGGGGACUACUAUGAAGCUCACCAGAUGUACAGAACUUUAUUUUUUAGGUAUAUGUCACAGGGAAAACAUGCUGAAGCCAGAGAGCUGAUGUACAAUGGGGCUCUUCUCUUCUUCAGUUAUAACCAGCAAAACAGUGCAGCAGAUCUCUCCAUGCUGGUGCUGGAGGUUUUGGAGAAGUCCGAUACGAAGGUAGAAGAUGAAAUAUUAGAACAUCUGGCCAAGCUGUUCAGCCUGAUGGACCCAAACUCCCCAGAGAGGGUGGCUUUUGUUUCCAGAGCCCUGAAAUGGUCCACUGGAGGAUCCGGCAAGUUAGGUCACCCAAAACUCCACCAGCUGCUCGCUGUCAUCUUAUGGAAAGAGCAAAACUACAGCGAGUCUCGGUAUCAUUUCCUUCAUUCAUCCGACGGGGAGGGCUGCGCUCAGAUGCUGGUGGAGUAUUCAUCGUCGCGAGGCUACCGCAGCGAGGUCGACAUGUUUGUGGCGCAGGCCGUCCUUCAGUUCCUCUGCCUAAAGAACAAAAACAGCGCUUCCGUGGUGUUCAGCACAUACACAGAGAAACACCCGUCCAUAGAGAGGGGCCCCCCCUUCGUCCAGCCUCUACUAAACUUUAUCUGGUUUCUGCUGCUGGCAGUGGAAGGGGGUAAAUUAACAGUUUUCACAGUGUUAUGCGAGCAAUAUCAACCUUCCCUGAAGAGGGAUCCCAUGUAUAAUGAGUAUCUGGACAGAAUAGGACAGCUUUUCUUUGGGGUCCCGCCCAAACAGUCUCCUUCGUACGGUGGCCUGCUGGGAAAUCUGCUGAACAGCCUGAUGGGCUCUGGGGAAGAAGACGACGGCGCCGAAGAGGCCCAUGAGGACAGCAGCCCCAUAGAACUGGACUGAGUCCCAACAACGUUACGAGAAGAACAAACACUCAGAGGAGGGAAACAAAAAGAAAAAAAAUAAGAGGGAAGACCAUCCCGCCUCCCUGCUGGUCCAGCAGGGUCCGGGCGAGGCGCUGCUCCACGUUUUAACAGGCGGAUCCUUAUUUGUUUGUUUUAUUUUUGAGAUAAAAAGUCUCAUCAUCCAAACAGUUCAUUUCCAAACCAGAACCAAAAGAGCAUCAUUCCACCAAAACGCCGCUGUCAGCUCUGUCUGGACUGAACAAGCCAAACUGCAACCUCUCCUGCUGUGGAACUGAAAACAUCUUUUCUCUUUUCAUUGUUGUGGGUAGUUUGGGACUCCUGCUUGCUGUUUCACUUUGUUCCAUCAUCAGAGGACGCGUCCUCUCCCUGUAACGCCCUGCUGCGAGGAGACGGGAGGAUCGGCGUCCGCCUGGGCGGCGAUGGCUCAGCGUCGGGGUUUAGUGAGCUCACUACAGCGUUCAAAGGGUUCAGUCGGUCGGCCAAGAUGGAGCCGCUGAUGACUUUCUUUUCAACAACUAUUCCGUUACGUCUCUUCUGUAAGAUGUAAAUUAAAACGCACUUAUAGUCUCUG